CAUAUCAUCCGGAGAUGUGCAAGUUAUCGUAAUGCAGUGACUCGGGGACGACAUGAGGAAAAUAAAUUAAAACGGUCGAAAUUGUUAAUUAACUAACUGCUUUCAGGAUACAUCAGUAUACUUGACCCGACGUUGCAGUACUAGUAGCCUCUAGGGAUUCCCCCAUUGCGAUGUCAAGACUUCUUUUUAUAUUCACUUCGCUUGUCAAAGACGCCUGGCUUGACAGUCCUUUCACACUCUACGAAUAGAUUGGAGCUGGGGCAAGAUGGCGUCAAUAUUUGGGUCAAGACCCAAACAUAAAUCCCCACUGCCCUCCUAUACUGACGGUUACGGGGGCCCUAGACUAACCAGUAAUGAACGUGAACGGAAUCCUCAGUGGUACUCACGCGUCGAGUUUCCUAUUCCGGGAUACAGGUACAGGCGGAUUCGACUUGUACUCCCCAUCCCACCUUGGCUGUUGGGCCGCACUCGUUCUGGGCGUAACCAUAGCUGGUUCUCAUCAGCUCUAGUCUAUAUAAUUGCGAUAUGGGUGAUAUAUGCCUUUGCGAAGCGUUUUGGGACGAGGGAGAAGUCGUGGCCCAAGACACCUUUCCUCGGUGACGCUUCUACACUGGUGUACGAGCGUGCAGAUCUGCGCCGAAUAUGGAAUUGGGAAAUUGCUAGUGGACAUUAUCCCAGUUAUAGACAGAUCCCAUCACAACUCCAGUUUUCGACGCCACCACUCAACCCCGGUAUUCCACCCCCACAGAAGGAUCCCCGUGGUGCUAAAUAUGGCGCUACGUCUGUGGGAACCGGUGUAUCACGAUCUUACUUCCAUAAUAAUGUUACCAGCCCCGCCUAUCCACCUCGCCCGGUGCCGGGGAGCGUAAUAGACCUGGACAUUGUGCAGGAGUAUUGCGAAUUUCGCAAGAGUCAGUAUGUGAGAGACUGUCUCGAGGUCUUACGGCGAGGUGCUGGUUUAAACAAUGGAAAAUCAUUGCGGCGCGGCAGCGACGACCAGUGGAAGCAUAUCUACACCGAGGGAACGGAUAAAGAAAACAUGACGGCGUCGACCAAUGAUCCUGGACAUGUCCUCCUGUCGGUGGGAACAGAUCCAAACGUGGGUCUAGCGUUCUCGAAGCAAGCGCCUCUCGAACCACCUUUUGAGUUCAGAGCGCCAACACUCCCUACGCCGAUCCCACUGCUUGAGGGUGCAUGCGAUUCGGAUCACCCUCGAAUCUUCCACAUCUUCUGGGCUGGGCCAUUCACUGACACGCCUUACAUCACGAUCCUAUCGUUCCUUUUUACUCAAAAUGUCGACCUUCACCUUCGUCUGGGAGCCCUGCCACGUCCCCGUAUAUGUCGACCUCAGUUAUGGAUUUGGAUGGAUCCCGGACCUGCCGCCUCCGUUCCUAACCCUCAUGCGCAACGGGAUAUGUACGACGCUCUGGCCAAAAACCCAUGGUCAUUACCGCUUCUUCAUCCGAGGUUCGAGGACGUUGUAAAAUUCAAGUUAUGGAACACCACGGAACAGCUUGACGGUGUCUCUGAAAUCAAUGAUGAAUGGAGGGCAUCGGGGGGAAGUCUGUUCAAUCCUGAUGGCCACGUCUAUGAGGUUCCUAGAGAUGAGGAAGAGGGAACGCCUUCUGUCUCAGCACAUGAUGCCACAAAGAACUCUGUUUCAACAAAUGAUGCAAUGCCCAGAACGAAGAAAGGGGGAAUUUAUGAAUUUCUUAGCUCGUCUGCUUCACAGCGUUCUGAUCGCAUUCAUUCCGAUAUGGCUCGCUUUGUUUUAUGCCACCGUUUUGGUGGGAUCUAUCUCGAUGCGGACACUAUCUUCCUUCGAGAUUGGGAAGAACUUUGGGGCUGGAGAGGCGCGUUCGCAUAUCAGUGGUCUCGAUGGGAAAAGUAUAACACUGCCGUGUUGAGGAUGCAUAGAAGCUCCGCAUUGGGUUCGUUCUUGUUCCGUACCGCUCUGAAGAACAACUUUGACUUCCACCCGACGGCGGUAUCCAAGUAUGUGCGGGAGGCAAUGCUCGAAGGGAUCUUGUCGAGACUCCCAGAUGCACUGUUUGAUCCCGCAUCGUUGAACACUGAUGGAUAUCAAAUGGAUCGGCCGGUGUUCCCUCUCUUCACGGAUUUCUACCACUUUUUCAGCCCACCCAGGGAGAAAAGUGCCAGUCCCAUCAUAGUUGGGUUUGACGGUUUCUAUCGGGGCGCGUUCUCGUACCACUUCCAUAAAUUGUGGCGGGAGCCACUCGACCCUUCUCGAGAUUGGCCUGAACUCGGACCAAAAUUCAUCAAGGCGGAACGUGCGGGACGUUACGAGGCUGCGAAGAAAGCUGCGAAAGCUGCAAGUCGUGACCCUGGGCUCGUGACCCCCCCUGUCGAUGUGGAUGGCGAUUUUGGAGAUAGAGCCACGGACGAUACACGCGAUCUUUCAUGGGCCACUGUGUUGAAGCGGACUUUUGAAGCGUAUAUUCGGGGGGAAAUACCAAAUAUGUAUGGGGAGUACAUCGUAUGGUCGUAGGAACGUGUGAUGAGAACAGUUCAUAUCUUAUGUUAUCUGUAGGGUAUUGUUUAGUUAUUCUUCCUCUCCAUGAUCUCAAUCCCAUAUGAAUGUGUCGCUGAUUGUAUUUCCUA
Molecule: messenger RNA, 2622 nt
Organism: Cantharellus anzutake
Lineage: Eukaryota; Fungi; Basidiomycota; Agaricomycetes; Cantharellales; Hydnaceae
Exons: 5
Coding region: 266-2509 (747 amino acids)
Biological process (GO): maturation of SSU-rRNA from tricistronic rRNA transcript (SSU-rRNA, 5.8S rRNA, LSU-rRNA)
Cellular component (GO): small-subunit processome; nucleolus
Source: RefSeq, a predicted model, not a curated record